UCAAGAGAGCUUCAAUGGCGGUGAAGCUUCUUUCUAUCAUCUUCUUCCUCUUCCUCCUCAACCUCUCAUCACCUCUCUCUGCUAUUCAGACCCCUGUCUCCUCCGCCAUUGACAUCCUCUCCGAUUCCGGCUUCUUCUCCAUGUCGCUCACUCUUCAGGUCACUGUGACGGCUCUCAACCUCUCUGAAUCUCCUAAACUCACUAUCUUCGCACCGUCAGAUGUUGCUUUCUCCGAAUCCGGACAGCCUUCGCUUCUUGAUCUCCGGUACCAGGUUUCUCCGGCGAGGAUUCCAGGGGAAAGUCUCAGGAAUCUCCCUCAUGGCGCGAAAAUCCCUACUCUGAGAUCGGAUAUCUCUCUGAUCGUCACUGGCUCUUCGGAAUCUGGAGGUGAGAAUUCGAUCAACAACGUCGUUGUCCAAGAUUCUGCAAUUUUCGACGAUGGAUACCUGGUGAUUUACGGAACCGAUGAGUUUUUCAAACCAUUUUCGCAAAUCUCCAUUAGUCCGAUCUUUGCACCAAAACCGAAACCCAAUGCCAACCCUGAUUCGUCAUCUUCUUCAAGCCCUAGCCCUAGCCCGAGUUCUAGUCCUAAGUCAUCAAACAGCUCGAUAUUGGGUUCACCAAAUUCUUCUAUCCCCGAUUUCGAAUUUCAUGUUUUGAGUCCCAAUUCAGGUAGUAACCUACCAAACAGUUCGUUUCCCAGAUCAACAGUUCGUUCUAGCCCUAUCUUGCCGAAUAACUUGUCUGGUUCUGACACCGAUACCAAUGUCUUCGAGCUGGCUUCAGCCGUGUUAACGUCGAGGGGUUAUGUUAUAAUGGGCACUUUUCUCGAUCUGCAACUUGAGAGUUCGUCGAACCAGACGAGGCUCACCGUCUUCGCCCCUGUGGACGACGCCAUUACAGAGUCCGCAGCCAAUUUCUCCGACUACUCCACCAUUUUCAGGGGACAUGUCGUCCAGAGGCUCCUCACCUGGAACGAUCUCAAGGAACUGGAUGGGGAGAGAUCGGUUCUGCAUAGCGCAAGGAGAGGGUUCGAGAUCGAGCUGUCUUGGUCCGGAGACAUUCUUCUGCUCAAUGGAGCUCCCAUCGUCUUCCCAGAUCUUUACGUGAACGCUUGGAUUGCUGUUCAUGGCUUGAACCGGAUGAUCCUUCCGCAGUCGAAGCAGGAUUUCCCCAUGGGAGAGUCCUUCUCAGAACUUGACGGUGGAGAUGAGGAUGAGAGUCAAGACUCUGCCGAGUUCCGCGACUAUGGUGCUCGCUGA
Tarenaya hassleriana is the source of this 1262-nucleotide messenger RNA. RefSeq names its product putative fasciclin-like arabinogalactan protein 20. NCBI's taxonomy places the organism in Eukaryota, Viridiplantae, Streptophyta, Magnoliopsida, Brassicales, Cleomaceae. The record is from RefSeq and is a predicted model, not a curated record. The transcript has a single exon. The coding region runs from base 15 to 1262 and encodes 415 amino acids.